AUGGCUUCCUCAAGUAAGUCGGACCCUGUUGGCCACCGCCGUGAGGGCGCCCGCUCGACUCCUCCUUUGCUCUCUAUUCAAACCGCCGGCACCGCCGCCUUGGGCCUAGGCGAACACGUUGCAGCCAGGUUCAAGGCUAGAGGCCCGUUCAGCGCGAACAAACUCUCUCCAACACUAGACGCUGGACACUCCAACUCGCUGGACUCGCUGGCCUCGCCGUCCGAGAGCGCCAGCCCAGUAGCUAGCGCCCUCGACGACGCCACCAGACAGCCCAGACAACCCAGACAGUCUUCGUCCAUGCGCAUGGGAAAGACCAAGUCCAAGUCAAAGUCGAGACUGGACCGCUUCUCCUCCUUCUUCCCGUCACUGAUCAGUUCCCAACCCGCAGAUACCUCUACCUCCGCUGCCACUGGCCCGUCAGACCACCGAAAGCCCAUCACUACUCCCCUUCCACCUCCUCCUGUCCCUCCCGUCCCUCCUGUCCCAGACAGGGCGCCAACUCUACCGCCCGGGGCUGCUGCCGAUUCGGCGGGCCUUGGUACGACAUUCGACACUCCGACCGACAGCCAGUUCGCCGCCGAUGUGCAAAAAGUCCACACCAGAAACUCGUCCAGCAUCAGCGUCUCCGGUGCCAGCAUGGGGAGGUUAAGGAAGGCCGCUCCCGCGCAGCAGGCGCCCCCUUUACCCCCCAAGAUAAUGACCCCUCCACCACCCUCAGAGAUACACCUGCCGGACUCCAAGCCAUCGCCGCGCUUGAGGAAAGAGCAGCCAAAACGCAGGAGCAGCUCCUUCAACAGCCAUGCUCCUUCCGCUACCUACGCAAUCCAUACGAGCCAUACGAGAAGCCAGUCCGGGUUGAUGCCGCAGCAAGGCUCGCCGCCUUUGGAACCCAGGGGUCGAAGUUCGUCCGCGCAACCCCCGGGUGGCCCGGGGCCCGCCCCAGGAAACCGCAUGGUCUCUGCCGCUGCGGCUGCCGUGCCGCGGCCCAGUUCGAGCAACGAAAGCCAUAGUCCGACUCGGGAUAGCCAAACGCGUGGAAGACUGAGGCGGAGUUGGCUACCGGGGGGAAGAUCAAGGUCUCAGUCGCGAACCCGAGAAUCUACCAACACAAAACACGCCUCGCCAGCCUGGAUUUUGGGGCAGGAUGUCGACUACAACACUACCUUACUCGCCAAUGGCGAGAAAGUCCCCGAACUCUGGAGCGAGAUGGGCGACAUUCUUGUCUACCUCGAUCCGAAGGGAAGCGGCGGGGGCCCCUCUUUCAAGGUCCCCUCCUUUGUUAUCGACUACUCCCUGGUGUUCGCCGACUUGAUCGAAGCUGAGGUGAGCGGAUCACCGACAAGCUCAGGGCACACCCUCAGCUUCCCAGGCCGAGACAACCUGUCCGCCAUGGAUGCCAUGUCGCCGCCCUUAUCUCCACCCAUACCUGAAUCGCGAUCCGCGGUCGAAACACCGCUCUACAUUCCUGUGUCCAUGUCCACGCCGGAGCACAGGUCAGAGGCCGAUUUGGAUCGCAUGAUAUCCAUCCGCAACCUGUUUGCCUUCCUCACAGGGCAACCGUUAGUAGCCACCAAGGCACAGCCCACCCUAUUCACCGUGGUCAUCAACAUCGCCGCUCUCCUCAAGGAAUUCGAAUUCACGAACCAUGAUGGCUCAACGUUUGGCGACGCUGUGGAAAUGAGUUUCAGCUUCUUCAUGGAGCAGAUGGCCCUGGCGGAUGUGAGACACAGCCGAGAAAAAACACUGGAGUCUCUCAUUAUGGGUGAGCGGAUGCGCUCAAUGGAGUUGUACAACGAGGCCUUUGCGCAUGCCGUGGGCAAGUACUCGGCCAUGCGAGACCUCAAAUCGCCCCUAUGGGAACAAGUCCUUCCGAGUACUCGCCUACGGCUCGAACGCGCCCAUUUCGACCUCGUGGGACGUCAAGCUAGCGUAAACAAUCGGCUCGAGUCGUUCGAUUUCCCUGCCAUAUUCUCCGGGGUUGCGAAUUCGACAUCACUCACAGAGUACAAGGACGUCAAGUUCGGCACAUGGAGGAAGUCCUACGGCCGUAUGAGACAUUUUGUGCUCAACUACUACAAAGCAAACUUUGGAAGCUGGCCCCCGAAGGCUCGUAGCAAGAAGAACCCCUUCACGGAGAGCGGCCUGAACCGACAGGUUUUGAAAAUACUGUAUUCGGAUCUCUGCGCGCUUUAUGAUCUGCUUGUCGACCGAAAAAACCUGACGACUCGGGCGAUAGACAAGGACGCUAAUGAUAUCGGCACCGAUCAUACAAAUCCUCACGCUUCGGCAAUGCGAAGAGUCUUGACCGAAUUCGAUCAGUCCUCGCCGCCCGUACUGCCACCUAUACCAUUCGAUCUCCCCAUGUUGCCGGACAUGACGAGUGUCAAGGAAAACUACCACGCCCUUCCUGCAAAGGAGCAGGCUCGGUUGGCCAAAGGUUUGCAAGAGUACCAGAUGCUUCUCAUCCUGAACAAGGCGUAUGACUUUGAGACAUACAAGCUACGUAUUCCGUUCCUCGAGGAAUUUAAAGACUUUGAAAACAAGGAGGCCAAGGGCAAGACGGCGGCGGAAAUGGCAGAGCAGCGCCUCGGCUAUUGGCUCUUCCUCUACGUGGUCAUACAGUCUUUGCCCAUCCUCGUGGUCGACGCCCCUGGUCUGAAGUUCACGGAAGGCGUCGAAUACUUCCUGUGCCAGCCGCCAAAGGGCUCACCGCCGUGGAUAGAGGACGCGCCGGCGGUGCGCAAGAGGUGGUACGAAGUUGCCGGAGGAGGGGGCCUGGUGGAGCUCUCGACCGAUGCUGUCGAGUUCAGUGUCGAGGGUGUCUACCACAGGAGUCACUGCUGGAUGGCGGCGAAACGUUGGGAAAUGGGAGAGGAUGCGCCUCCACCAGCGCCGCACGAGAGCCUCUCACCGCUGCAGGCGCCCCAGUCCGUCUUCACAGACAUGGAUCCCAGCAUAUCGCCCAGCCCGACCCUCAUGGGCCGCAGCGCCUCUCCGUCGUCGAUCCCUCCGGGGGGCGCUCUCAGGCCAAGAACGGACUCGCCUGGUGGGCGGCAGUCGAUGUAUCGGAGCAGCAUCGCCUUCGGGCUGGAGCCGGUGCCCAUGAUGCCCGAGAGGCCGCACUCGCGCGUUUAUAGCGCCAGGGGGGUUUCCCCCGGCCAGCGGCGCCCGUCGAGUGCCAUGAUGGGCCGCAGCCGGUCGUCGGGCAACCUGCACGGUAUGGCGGUAGCAUCUCCGGUGCAGGGCCAAGCGCCCGACUCACGUGCCAGCUCGCGGCAGGACUCGCUUCAAGGUGGCAGCACAUUCGACGACAUCCUGAAGGGCGUGGAGAAGCCCAAGAAGAAGAAGGGCCUUUUCUGA
Anthostomella pinea is the source of this 3360-nucleotide messenger RNA. Lineage: Eukaryota; Fungi; Ascomycota; Sordariomycetes; Xylariales; Xylariaceae. The record is from the annotation of a GenBank genome assembly.